Molecule: messenger RNA, 2322 nt
Organism: Galeopterus variegatus (Sunda flying lemur)
Lineage: Eukaryota; Metazoa; Chordata; Mammalia; Dermoptera; Cynocephalidae
Exons: 15
Coding region: 1-2322 (773 amino acids)
Source: RefSeq, a predicted model, not a curated record
AUGGCAGUCACCAUCAACAAGAUGAUAAAAGACCUCACUAAGAUGGUAGAAACUCUCAUUAAGAUGGUGGAUGCACUGAUCAGCAUGGUGGAUGCCCUCACCAAGACGGUGGAUUCCCACUCCAAGAUGGUGGAUGCCCUCACCAAGAUGGUGGAUGCCCUCACCAAGAUGGUGGAUGCCCUCACCAAGGUGGUGAAUGCCCUCACCAAGAUGGUGGAUGCCCACUCCAAGAUUAUGGUGGAUGCCCUCACCAAGAUGGUGGAUGCCCUCACCAAGAUGGUGGAUGUCGUCACCAAGAUGGUGGAUACUUUCUUCAAGAUGGAGCAUAUUCCACACCCUGCACCCCCUUCCAGACCCUCCACCUACUAUUUCCAUCAUCUAGGAUCCCCAGCCCAGCAACGGCUCCAGUCAUCCCACUGCACAGACACUCUCACACACGCAGACCCCAUGGCUGGCUCGAUGCUCAACCACUCCUGGCCCGCUUUCUCCAAGCUGUGGCUGAAGCGGUGGGCCUUCAAGAGAGGCUCUGAGCCCAAGCCAUGUGUCCAGCCCGUUGACUCUGGAGCUGCACCGUUGGCCACCAAGAGCAGCAGCGGACCCUGGAGGCCUGAGGACCCAGACUUCUUCUGCACCAUGGAGGAUGAGCAGGAUGAUUUCUCAGGGCGGUUCAGCAAGAGCACGGAGGACCUUAGCCUGGACUUGGGGGCCCUUCAGGGCAGCGUGUAUCUCCAGGACCUGGACUUUGAGGCCCCUUCCCACAGCCAGCCUGGGGGCGCCAAGGACAGUGGCCCCCCUAGCAAAGAAGCUGGAGGAGAUUCGCCCUUCUCUAACUCAGCAGGGUCCCAGGGCCUGCCACGGAGGCGCAGCUGGGAAAGGUCGCGGAGCUGUUCAGAGAGCUGGAGGAGACUCAGCCUGGAUGCCUCAGCUAUGGAUGAGGGACCCUGUCUCCCUCGGACACUGGCUAGCCUUGCUCUGAACCUGCCGGGAGAGGGGCUAAAGACUUGGACCCAAGGGUGUCCAUCUGGGGAUGGGACCCCUGCAGAGCACCCAGGCAAGGAAACCGACAAGCCCGAGAAAAGAGUGAGGUCCCGGUCAGUCCCCCUGUCCUUUGAUGAGAUCAACUCCCUGAAAAUCGCUCCGACUCUGGAAGUGCCCAGUCCGCCUGUUCAAGGCCUGGAGCCACCGGUGCUGGAGUGCAUGGAAAAAGACCAUGUGGAGCCGGACCAUGUGCUGAUUGUCCAGCAGGUGCUUCAAGAACUUCGGCAGUACCAUGGGGCCCGUCAAAGGGCUCGUAUGUCAGCCAGCCCUGGAGGAGCCCACUCGAAUCUCACCUGGUUUGAGUUCCUGUCCGAGAGCGAGGACGGUGCCGGCAAGAACGAAAAGAUUGACAGGAGCACCGGUGUGAAGCGUAGGCUGAGCUAUCUCCGCAGCAGAGUCACCAGGCAGAAGGAGAAGGGGAAGAGCCCAGUGAAUCUAAAGGACAAAGGUCAGGAUGCUCGAGAGAAGCGGGAGUGUACCAACGGUCACCUUCUGGUGCAAGGAACCUUCUCCAGUCACUCCAGCUGCCCCCUGUGUGGCAAACCCUUCCUGAGCUCCGCUUUGGCCGUGGCAAGAAUCCUCCUGCAAGAUCUGGACUUAGGCAAUGUACGAGUGUUAGUUUGCGAGCGCUGCUGUGACACGGACUCCACCUCCUCAGCCCUGCUAAUCACCCAGGCCUCCGUCGACCCCACGAAACGCCUGUCCCCUCCCCUGACCCCACAACCCCCAGCCCCGGCGAUACGCAGGCCUCUGUUGACCCCACCUAAAAAACGCCGCCCAACCCCAUUGGCCCGCCUCUCAGGGGUCGUCCUCACUCUCACCACUAGGGCCCUCCCCCUUCAGUCCCCACGGCCCCGACUCGGCGGAGCCCACCACGCCCACACCCGCCGUUCAAGGAUCAGCCGGAUUCAGGGGCCCUCCCCCUUCAGUCCCCACGGCCCCGACUCGGCGGAGCCCACCACGCCCACACCCGCCGUUCAAGGAUCAGCCGGAUUCAGGGUACCAGGAGCAGGGAACGACCCCGCCUCGAGGCCACGCCCCUUCCUGGCCACGCCCUCUGACCCGCCUCGGGGCGGGGUCGCGCAUGCGCCGCUCGCCCCGCGCCGCUUCCCGCUUCCGGCCGGGUGCUGUGGGUGCCUGUGGAUCCGGGGAGGCCGGGCGGAGGCGGUGGCGGCGGCGAGAGUGGCCGAGGAGCGAGCGGAGAGCGGCCUGCGGGGCGACCGGGCCGAGGUGAGGGCGGCGGGGCGGUCCCGAGGAGAACGGGGCCCGGGAGGGAGGCCUUAG